AUGGGUUUUGACAACAAAACUCUCGCGCCUUCUGAUGAGAGCAAGGACGCCGCUCUCGCUUUGGCCCUGAGUCACAACAUGUUUCCUUGCAAUGGCGUCAAUGGCAACUCUACCAUGAGUUCCUACGAAUGUAAAGCAGCUGCGGUUUUGUAUGCUACCACUCCUGAUGGACCUGCCGCUACGCAAUGGAUCGAUAAUGUCCCUGCUCUAUCCAAACUGGUCGAUGGUCUCACGGGGCUUCCAGUUCGGCCACCAUCCAUCUACGUCGACCUCGAGGGACAAAAUCUUUCUCGAUAUGGCACCAUCUCUCUAUUGCUGAUCCAUGUCCGUCUCGCCAACACAACUUACCUCAUCGAUGUUCAAUCUUUGGGCAACAAAUGCUUCUCCACGGCUGGAGAGACUGGCUGGACAUUGAAGGCCAUCUUGGAGUCCACCUACAUUCCAAAAGUGUUUUUCGACGUUCGCAGCGAUUCGGAUGCCUUGUUCGCCAUUUUCGACAUCACUCUGAACGACGUCAUCGACCUACAACUCAUGGAAUUCGCCGUCUGCCCUCGACAAGGCAAGAUAUGGGUCCAAGGGUUCAAAAGCUGCGUCCACGACCAGGCGGAGCUUUCCCGGAACGAGAAACCCCGAUGGAGCGAGACCAAGAAGCAAGGCAGUGCGUCGUUGGCACCCGAACAAAGCGGAAGCUUUCAGGUGUCCCAUAAGAGCCCCUUGCAACCGGUCCUCUUGGGGAAUUGCGCUCAGGACCUGUCUGUGAUGCCCUGCUUGUGGGCGCACUACGACAGCCAGAUGGAGGAGCAGUUGCGGGGCGAGGUCAUCGCAGCCUCGGCGGUGAGGGUUUGGGAGUCACAGGCGCCGGAUUACAGUUCCAGAGGACGGCACAUGGCACUGGCUCCCCUUUCGAUGAUUGACGCAAGCGAUGUUGAUAAGUGGCGGCGCCUGCACGAGUUGUACCACCCCUGCCACGGCCGGUGCGCUUUAGCAUCAACGGCACCCAGUAGUGAUGCUGCUGCGGGAAGCCUUUUCAGCAGUGCUGUUAGCCCUGUUUCUGGUGCUUCUACUGCUACUUCUAGGUCGUGGAUCUAUUCCGCGGAGUAA
Trichoderma aggressivum f. europaeum is the source of this 1101-nucleotide messenger RNA. RefSeq lists its product as uncharacterized. The transcript has a single exon. Gene Ontology annotation, biological process: nucleobase-containing compound metabolic process. NCBI's taxonomy places the organism in Eukaryota, Fungi, Ascomycota, Sordariomycetes, Hypocreales, Hypocreaceae. The record is from RefSeq and is a predicted model, not a curated record. Bases 1 to 1101 code for a protein of 366 amino acids. Gene Ontology annotation, molecular function: nucleic acid binding; 3'-5' exonuclease activity.